AUGACGAGGAGGCAUUGCCAAGCUCUCUCCUGCUGCCUCGUCGUCCUCCUCCUCUUCAUCCUCGCCUCGUCCAGCAGCGCUUCCACUCUAGAACACAUGUGCAAGUACGUCGCCACAACCCGCAAGGAUAUCGGCUACGACUACUGCAUCAAGUUUUUCCAAGCCAACAAGACCAGCGCCGCCGCCGACAACCGCGGCCUUGGUGUCAUCGCCACGCAGAUCAGCCGCGCAGCAGCCUCGGACACCCUCAAGCGAAUCGACACCCUCCUGGCUUCGGAGAAGGACAAGAAGAUCCAUGCGCGCCUCUCUGACUGCCGCGUGCUGUACUCAGCCGCGGUGAACUUGCUCAAGGUGGCGGCGAACCUCAACGCCGUGGUAUCGGACACCUACACCUGUGAGAAUGGGUUCCGCGUGCUAGGCGUGACUUCACCACUGGCCGCGGAGGACGCCAGAUUCCUUAAGGACUGCUCCAUCGCUCUCAUUAUAACGAGCACGUUCUGGUAG
Molecule: messenger RNA, 504 nt
Organism: Triticum urartu
Lineage: Eukaryota; Viridiplantae; Streptophyta; Magnoliopsida; Poales; Poaceae
Product: putative invertase inhibitor
Molecular function (GO): enzyme inhibitor activity
Source: RefSeq, a predicted model, not a curated record